Messenger RNA from Trichophyton verrucosum HKI 0517, 1329 nucleotides. RefSeq lists its product as uncharacterized. The coding region runs from base 1 to 1329 and encodes 442 amino acids. Gene Ontology annotation, biological process: protein folding. The transcript is spliced from 4 exons. The record is from RefSeq and is a predicted model, not a curated record. Lineage: Eukaryota; Fungi; Ascomycota; Eurotiomycetes; Onygenales; Arthrodermataceae. Gene Ontology annotation, cellular component: endoplasmic reticulum membrane.
AUGACGAAAUCUAGUAAACGCCCAACCUCACUUUUCCAUUUUUGGCCAGACCGUGCCAGACAUUGGUCUCACCCCAAUAUCAAGCAUCGACAUCUGGUCUUUGCCAGCUCUGUGUCCACACAUCGCGACUACGCAUGGCUUUUUGACCUUUUCGCUCGUUUUUUGGUCACACUGCUACUGGUCACGGAUAUUUACCCUCCCCUCUUGCUUCAGCUGCACUCUUGGAUUGCCGAUUGGGACCCCUUUUCAACUUCGACAGUUCAGCGCCCCGCUGCACGCCUUGCUCGUCCGAUAGCCGCAUUCCCAACUGGUGUGCCAGGCCUGGACGCCAUGGGGUUUGGAGAUUUUGACGCGAUAUGCCGGAAGGCGGCGUUGCCGCUAUGCUCUCUCGUUGGACCGAAGACGGGAUUCGCAGGGACAAGAGGAAUACUACCGAACUGUUAUGCGAGAAGCAUCGAGGUUGCCAACACAAUUAUUUUCCAGGGCGCGGCAGGAAUAAUACAUAUCAUGGCUUUGGGAAUGGCAGUGGUUAUGAUCAUUCAUAUCCGAUCGAAGUUUACUGCAGUCGGCCGAAAGGAAAUCAUAACGUCCUUCUACCUUUAUAUGGCUCUCACCGUCUGCUCGCUUGUACUUGAUACGGGGGUAACUCCUCCAGGCAGUGCAGCUAUGCCUUACUUUGCUGCGGUACAAAAUGGUCUGACGUCCGCGAUGUGUACGAGUCUUUUGAUCAACGGCUUUGUUGGAUUCCAGUUAUAUGAAGAUGGCACUGCCCUUUCGGUAUGGUUGUUGCGGUUCUCCUCCUUGGGAAUGGGCUUAGUGUCUGGAGCGAUAUCUCUCUUGACCUUCCAAGGAUGGGCAGGUCUUUCCCCGACGAAUACUGUUGCCAUGUUCGUGGUUCUGUAUGUGUUGAACGCCUUGUGUUUGGCCAUAUACGUGAUUAUGCAGAUUAUUCUCGUCGUCAAUACUCUCCAAGAUCGCUGGCCUUUGGGACACAUUACGUUUGGUGUCUUCUUCUUCGUUGCUGGACAAGUCAUUUUAUACGUGUUUAGCGACACGGUCUGCGAGGGUGUUCAACAUUACCUAGAUGGAUUGUUCUUCGUUACUUUCUGCAAUCUGCUCUCUGUCAUGAUGAUCUAUAAGUACUGGGACUCCAUCACCAAGGAAGAUCUCGAGUUCUCUGUUGGUCUCAAACAGAACAACUGGGAAGUGAAAGAGCUUUUACCCGAAGAAGAACGCCGGGCCACCUUUUAUGUUGACACCAACUCGGAGUAUGCUGGCAGCAUGUACCACAACCGAAGCUCGGCACAUGGUGGCCAUUCAGCUUAUUAG